AUGCGCUCACACAACUCGAUUGCAAACAAUCUUUCUGGUAAAACCGUGUUGAUUACCGGGGCCUCUUCCGGAAUCGGUCGCAGUACUGCGCUCGAACUCGCUCGUUCAUCACCAAAUAAUCUGAAGCUUAUUGUUACAGCGCGAAGGGUGGGCCGACUCCAUGAACUCGCCGCCGAAAUAGAGAAUGAAGUUGGCGAUGGCGUGAAAGUUUUCGUGAUGGAACUUGAUGUCUCAAGACCGGAAGAGAUCGAGGCGAUGUUUGGAGAGCAAGGGCUACCAGACGAGUUCCGCGACGUGGAUGUGCUGGUCAAUAAUGCAGGCUUCAUGUCAGGUGUCGAACAAGCACCCGACAUACCGACACACGUGAUUCAGGAUGUUUGGGCAACGAAUGUGCAAGGUGUGAUCAACAUGACGCAAGCAGUGAUGAAGAUAUUCAAGAGGCGGCCAGACGGCGGCAAGGGCGAUAUUGUGAUGUUAGGAAGUAUUGCUGGGCGAGAGGCUUAUGUUGGUGGAUCGAUAUACUGCGCUAGUAAGGCAGCGAUCCGGGCCUUCACUGAUGCGUUAAGGAAAGAGUCGAUCAGCACACGUAUCCGAAUCAUUACAGUAGAUCCUGGACAAGUCUUGACAGAGUUCAACGACAUCCGGCAUCGCUUUGACAAAGAGAAAGCAGAUAAGGUCUAUGCCGGUUGCGAUCCACUCACUCCAGAUGAUGUUGCUGAACUCAUAGUAUUUGCAUGCAGUAGACGGGACAAUGUCGUCGUUGCAGACAUGCUCGUGUUCCCGAAUCACCAGGUAAUGGGCCUGAUCAGCUGA
This is a messenger RNA of Alternaria burnsii, 813 nucleotides long. RefSeq lists its product as uncharacterized. The transcript has 5 exons. Gene Ontology annotation, molecular function: oxidoreductase activity. The record is from RefSeq and is a predicted model, not a curated record. Gene Ontology annotation, cellular component: cytosol. NCBI's taxonomy places the organism in Eukaryota, Fungi, Ascomycota, Dothideomycetes, Pleosporales, Pleosporaceae. The coding region runs from base 1 to 813 and encodes 270 amino acids.